Messenger RNA from Chanos chanos (milkfish), 4614 nucleotides. RefSeq names its product IQ motif and SEC7 domain-containing protein 2-like. The transcript is spliced from 15 exons. Gene Ontology annotation, biological process: actin cytoskeleton organization; regulation of ARF protein signal transduction. NCBI's taxonomy places the organism in Eukaryota, Metazoa, Chordata, Actinopteri, Gonorynchiformes, Chanidae. Gene Ontology annotation, molecular function: guanyl-nucleotide exchange factor activity. The record is from RefSeq and is a predicted model, not a curated record. The coding region runs from base 1 to 4614 and encodes 1537 amino acids.
AUGGAUGCAGGACAGGGGAGUCCGGAGAGUCCUAACCGGGCUGUGGAGUACCUCUUGGAACUCAACAACAUCAUUGAGAGUCAACAGAAGCUUCUGGAAACACAGAGGCGACGCAUCGAAGAGCUUGAGGUCCAACUGGACCGGCUUAGCCAGGAGAACAAGGACCUGCGACUGGACCGGAAACCCUGUCCUCCUGACGGCGCUGGCUCGGCCCAUCCCAGCCAACCUCCCUCUGUGUCCGUCCAAAGCCACAACAACAGCGGGAACCCCGUACCCCCUCCUCCACCCCCGGUGCCUGUCCGGGACCGCCGCACCCAUACCCGCCUGAGCCGCGGCCUGUCGUCUGGGUCCAACCCAGUGGAGAGAGAGAGAGUGGAACGCCCUGACAGCUCAGGCACCAGUCCAGCCACCACUCUGCAGAGACAGCCAGACGGAGACUCCAAUAAAGACAGUGUGGAAGGGGAUCCCCAAUGUCCAGAUACGAGUAGUUUCUCUGACAGCCAGUGCAGCCAGGCUCCUUACCUGGGUAACUCUGAACGCUACGAGAAGAGUGGUGUCCCUACUGGCCCCCAGGGGCCUCCAGUGGCUCCCACGAGUCCAGCGAGCCUGGCUUGGGCUCAGCGCACCCGACACCAGCCUGCCAGCCUGGCCCUGCGCAAGCAGGAGGAAGAGGAAAAUAAACGGUGUAAAGCUCUAUCAGAUAGCUAUGAGCUCUCUACAGACCUACAGGACAAGAAGGUGGAAAUGCUGGAGAGGAAGUAUGGCGGCUACUUCCUGAGCAGACGCGCGGCACGGACCAUACAGACGGCCUUCCGCCGCUAUCGCAUGAACAAGAACUUUGAGCGCCUGCGCAGCUCAGCAUCCGAGAGCCGUAUGACACGCCGCAUCAUCCUGUCUAACAUGCGGCUGCAGUACUCGUUUGAUGAACGACAGCCGCAAGCGCCCCCCGGGCAGCAGCAGCGCUACCCUCACCCUGGGGCCCUGGGCAUGGGGGACCAGGCGGGAACGGUAGAGCUGGAGGGCAGCUCCCCCUCGCACUGCCCCUCUGACCGCGAGGAGUACACACACACGGAUGACUCUUUCUCCAAACAGGUGAAGUCUCUGGCUGAUUCCAUGGACGACGCUUUGACAUGCCAGUCAGGACGAGGUGACUCUCAAGAAGGCAGUGGAGAUGGAGUGACCAUGUCUGGGGUUGAGGGCGAUGACUUUGGAGAGUGCGUUUGGAACAACAGCGGGAAAUCCUUGUCGCGCAGGGGUUUGGGCGAACGGGAGCGAGGUGGUGGAGGAGGUGGAUUGAGUAUGCAUGAGGACAGCACGGCCACCUCCUACAGUGACGUUACUCUUUAUAUGGACGAUGGGAUGCCCUCCUCUCCUCUCUCCAUCGACCGAGCACCCAGCAGCACUGACACAGAGUACUGGGGCAUGAGCAGUGGGGUAGGGGGGAGAGAGGACAGUCGAGACACGGAGGGAGGAGGGAGUAACAACAGCCGGCGUAGCACUCCGUGUACGGAGUGCCGGGACUACAGGUUGAGAGGAGCUCACCUCCCUGUGUUGACCAUUGAGCCUCCCAGUGACAGCUCGGUGGACAUGAGCGACCGCUCGGACCGUGGCUCCCUCAGUAGGCAGAUGGUUUACGAGCAGGAACCCGGUGGAGGAGGAGGUUCACCUCAGGGAACUCUUAAACACAGCCCCAAUGCCCGUUCCCCAAACUCCUGCUCCGCGCAGGGCCAGACCCGCGUCCCUACACGACCAAUGCCCUCCCCCAUUCCCACACACCUCCCUCAUCACACCAUCCUUCAUCACCACCACCAUCCACAUCUGCACCACCCUCUUCAUCACCAUCAUCACCCGUACCCGGACCCCACCUCUCCGUCUCCUUCUCAGCCUCCCCUAACACCCCUCUCCUCAUCCUCCUCCACAACUCCCAUGGGCCCAGGAGGACUGGAGCAACCAUGCUGCUCGGAUGGAGACAACGACUCGCUCAACUCCACCACCAACUCCAACGAAACCAUCAACUGCAGCUCUGGCUCUUCGUCGAGGGACAGCCUGCGUGAACCGCUGCCCCCACUGGGCAAGCAGACCUACCAGAGAGAAAGUCGUCACAGCUGGGACUCACCGGCCUUCAACAACGACGUGGUGCAGAGGAGGCAGUAUCGCAUCGGCCUCAACCUGUUCAACAAGAAGCCAGAGAAGGGCAUUCAGUAUCUGAUUGAGAGGGGCUUUGUGUCGGAUACUCCAGUGGGCAUCGCCCGUUUCAUCCUCGAGAGGAAGGGCCUGAGCCGACAGAUGAUUGGAGAGUUCCUGGGCAACAGACAGAAGCAAUUCAACAAGGAUGUGCUAGACUGUGUUUUGGAUGAGAUGGAUUUCUCAGGGAUGGACCUGGAUGAUGCUCUGAGAAAGUUCCAGGCCCAGAUCAAAGUCCAGGGAGAAGCACAGAAGGUGGAGAGGCUCGUUGAAGCUUUUAGUCAGAGAUACUGCGUCUGCAACCCAGGCCUGGUUCGGCAGUUCCAGAACCCUGACACCAUCUUCAUCCUGGCCUUCGCCAUCAUCCUCCUCAACACAGACAUGUACAGCCCUAACGUCAAGGCAGAGAGGAAGAUGAAGCUGGAGGACUUCAUCAAAAACCUUCGAGGUGUAGACAACGGUCAGGACAUCCCACGGGACAUGUUGGUGGGGAUCUAUCAGCGCAUUCAGAAAUGGGAGCUGAGGACCAACGAUGACCACGUGUCCCAAGUGCAGGCUGUGGAACGAGUCAUAGUGGGCAAGAAACCCGUCCUAUCCCUCCCUCACCGUAGGCUGGUGUGCUGUUGCCAGCUCUAUGAGGUUCCAGACCCUAACAGACCCCAGAGGAGUGGAGUUCAUCAAAGAGAAGUCUUCCUCUUCAAUGACCUGCUCGUAGUAACAAAGAUCUUCCAGAAAAAGAAGAAUUCAGUGACGUACAGUUUCAGACAGUCCUUUCCUCUGGUAGAGAUGCAGGUUCACAUGUUCCAGAACUCCUAUUAUCCUCAUGGCAUCAGGCUGACGUCAGCAAUUCCCGGAGGAGAGCGAAAGGUUCUGAUCGUGUUCACGGCGCCUAGUCAGCAGGACCGCACGCGUUUCACCAACGACUUGAGAGAAAGCGUCGCAGAGGUGCAAGAGAUGGAAAAAUACAGGGUGGAGUCGGAGUUAGAGAAACAGAAAGGUGUGAUGCGGCCAAGCCUCAUCGGCGGUGAAGUGGGUGGCGGCAUAAAGACUGAGGCAGUGAACGGCACUCUGGGAAGGCCCAGCCUGGAUGACACGUACGCAGCAGGGGAAGGCCUGAAGCGAACAGCACUCAGUUCUUCCCUUAGAGAUCUGUCUGAAACAGGGAAACGGGGUCGCAGAAACAGUGUCGGCUCAUUGGAUAGUACCAUUGAAGGUUCCAUCAUUAACAGUCCACGGCCGCACCAGCGCGUGCCCACCGCCGUCUCGGGCUGUUACGGCCUGGAAGACUACCGGCCUCACCGCCCCAUCCUGAGCCCCGGAGUAGGGGUGGGGGGUGGGCCGGGGCAACAACACAACGCUGCUGGGACUGGAGGUGGGGGGAUGGGGGGACUCCCCGGCAGCGCAGAUCGAGGUGGGGGACAGGGGAGCGGAUCUGGAGGGAGCAGUUCCAGCUCCUUCCUGGGUUCCCUGUUUGGCAGCAAGCGCGCCAAACCCCCUGGACCUCUCAUCCCCCCAGGGCCACAUUACCCUGCCCCCGUCCCCCCGCCCACCACAGGAGGGCCGCCGCCUCCCUCCCCCUCCGCCCUCAGCCAAUCAGAUCCAGGAGGACCUUCCAAGAUCCAGGCCCUGCACGCACAGUAUUGCCACAACAACGUUGGCCAGCCUCCACCUCCGUACCACCACCACCACCGCUACAACAUCCAAACCGUGCCCCUGCCCAACCAGGCUUCCGUGGGCUCCCAGCCCGUUACCCAUCAUACGCUACAGCGCGGUUCUCUGCCCCGUCGCGGCCCGCCACCUCCCUGUCACGCCCCGCUGCAGGGCCAGCUAUCUCACCAUGGCGCCCAAGGUCGCUAUGGCAACAUGGGCAUGGGGUGCACCCCGCCGCCUCUCUCUCCGCAUUCCCCGCACUCCCCGGUGGCUCCGUUCAGUUUCUACCACGUCCAUCCCACGCUCCCCGCCCGCGGUCCCGGUCCUACAGGCAAGCUACCGCUGACUCUGUCUCACUCUCAGCCCCACCCGCACGCCCACUCCCACGUUCACACUCAUACCCACAGCCAUCCAGGCCACGUCCACAGCCCCCACCCGCUCAUGCACUCCACCCAUCAGCCUCAUUUCAUCUUUGCUCCGCCCCCUCAGGCACCUUCCAGCAUUACGGCGCGCCACGUGCCCCAGGCCGCCCAGUACCUGCCCCAGUACCCACCUCUGUCCUCCAUCCCACCUCCCCCAUCCCACUCUCCUUUACCCCCCCCUUCGUCCCCCCAUACCCCACUUUCACCUCUCUCCCCACACCCCCCCCAGCACCCCGGACCCCCGGGGGCACAGUCGGCAGGCCAGGGGGCAGGGGCAGGGGGAGGCAGUUCAAGCAGCAGCGGCACGAUGGGCAGCUCCAAAUCCAAGCCUAUCAACCGCAUCAGCACGGUGGUUUGA